Messenger RNA from Trematomus bernacchii (emerald rockcod), 1638 nucleotides. Its product is annotated as ubiquitin-conjugating enzyme E2 D4-like. The record is from RefSeq and is a predicted model, not a curated record. Gene Ontology annotation, cellular component: nucleus. Lineage: Eukaryota; Metazoa; Chordata; Actinopteri; Perciformes; Nototheniidae. Bases 182 to 625 code for a protein of 147 amino acids. Gene Ontology annotation, biological process: protein polyubiquitination; ubiquitin-dependent protein catabolic process. Gene Ontology annotation, molecular function: ubiquitin conjugating enzyme activity. The transcript is spliced from 7 exons.
GAAGAACGAGAAGAAGAAGGAGAAAGCGGAAACAAAAGAGGUUUUCUGAAAACACAAACACAUCUCCGGCUCUCGAAGCACUCAGGGAAUAAACUACAGCCAUUGACAUCGCCAGCAAUACUAUUAAAACCAGAUAAAGAGCGAGUCGACCUGUGUGGAGGAGAAAACGGCACCGGGCAUCAUGGCACUGAAAAGAAUACAGAAGGAACUGCAUGACCUGCAGAGAGACCCUCCAGCUCAGUGCUCUGCUGGACCAGUGGGGGAAGACUUGUUUCACUGGCAGGCGACCAUAAUGGGUCCGGGUGACAGUCCGUACCAAGGAGGAGUGUUCUUCCUCACAAUCCACUUCCCCACCGACUACCCGUUCAAGCCUCCAAAGGUAGCAUUUACAACAAAGAUUUAUCACCCAAAUAUAAACAGCAACGGCAGUAUCUGUUUGGACAUUCUACGGUCCCAGUGGUCUCCAGCACUUACAGUGUCUAAAGUUUUAUUGUCCAUAUGUUCAUUGCUGUGUGAUCCGAACCCAGAUGACCCCUUAGUUCCAGACAUAGCACACAUGUACAAGAACGACAAAGACAAAUACAACAAACUAGCAAAAGAUUGGACCCAAAAGUACGCCAUGUAAAGAAAAAAAGAAGAAAACAUGCUGAGAAUUUUCCUUUUUCCUUCCUUUUUUUUUAAAAGUCACAACACACUGUACAUUAUAGUAUGGAAUCAUUAAGUAAUCCUAGGUAACUUCCAUCACACUGAACUGUCAUUAACAAUAUCAUUAAUCCAUGACAUGUACAUUGAUUGUUUUUGAAAGGAAGCAGAAGAGAAUGAUUCCCUGCGGUCGCUAUAUGGACGAUGAUGUUUCCAAGAAGUUUGGCAUGUUGUUCUUGCAUCAAGGAAUUUUUUAUUUAUAACUCAAGUUUAUUACAAAUUGCAUUCUUCAUUUUUGAAGUAAGACUAGUAGAUUGUAGGAUUUAAGUCCCAACAUAUGCCAUUCAGCGAGAAGCCUUUUUUCCAGAGGAGCUGAGUGAUUGUGCAGCAUACAUGCUAGCUGCUCCUGGAGAGGAAUAGCCCACGUUCAGUCUCUGCUGCAACAUCAGCUGCAGGAAACCCCCAACCAUGGAAAUGUGGAUGGGUGAAUGCCAAAUAUGUGAGCCCAACAUUCUGACACAUGUCAUGUAGUGGGUGAUCAAGGUUUUUUUUUUUUUUUUUUGCAUCUUGUAGCGGACGAGGUGGAAUGAAACAAUGUACUGUUUCCCUGAAAACGGGAGAAAUUACAAGUUACGUAUUACAGUCUUCUUCUUCCUAUUGUUAUUAAUUGUAUAGCAUUAAAAUCGUCUUGGAUAUUUCAUUUAAAUUAGAGUUAUCACUAUGUAAAUCUGUCAUUAAAACGAUGUUCUCUUUUCCCCUGAGAGUAGAAGUGACGUUGGCUUUUUGGUUGGUUUUACACGGGAACAAAGAAGAGAUUUUAAUCCACUGACUGACCUGUAAUAAAGGGUUACAUGUGUUCAUCUGUAUAUCCAUCUAUGCUAUAAAAGUGGUGAAAAUGUAUUUCUUUGUUCCAGUGUAAAUAGUCUCACUUGUGUCUUUGAGGCCUGUGUGGCACCUUUUGUACUGAAUUAAAGAAAGGUACAGUUUUUAUCACGA